AUGCCACACUUCUAUGAAGGACUUUUUGAAGCGGACCAAAAUAAUGUGAAUGCAGCUGCAGGAGGAACUAUAAUGACCAAGACUCCAACAGAAUUGCGAGCAAUAUUUGAUCUUGUUGCUGCAAAUGCUCGCCAAUAUAAUUCAAGGCAAAGACCAGUCAGAAAAGGGGAAUCCUAUGAUGUAAGUACCCUUUCUAGUAUGGAAGCUCAGAUUGCAAACGUAACCAACAUGGUGAAGAAAUUGGCACCGGGAUCAUCCAAGGUUUGUGCAUUUUGCUCCACAAUUGGUCAUGACACUGAGGAUUGUCCCUUGGCACAUGAGGAAGCAAAUGCAGUGGGCUCAUUUCAGAGAAAUCAGUGGCCUAAGAAUGAUCCUUUCUCACAAACAUACAAUCCGGGGUGGCGAAAUCAUCCAAAUUUCAGGUGGAGUGACAAUUCGAAUGUUCAACAAGGGCCAACUCAACCAUCUCAAGGGCCAACUCACCCACCUCAAGGUCAACAACAUACUCGCCCACCUCAUGGUCAAAUGCACUACUACAAUCCACCUCAACCACAAUCUACAGGAAAAUCUUUGGAAGAACUUGUUGCUUCCAUGGCUAGAAACACAGAUAGUUUCAUCACUGAGACAAAAAGCUACAUGCAGAGGAAUGACACCCACAUGCAGAAAACGGAUAAGGCCAUUGCCAAUCUAGAAACUCAAGUGGGACAAAUUGCUACAGCUUUGAGUCAAAGGGAACCUGGUAUGAUGCCUAGCCAACCAGUGAUUAAUCCAACUGGGCGUGAGCAUGUUCAAGCAGUUACCUUGAGAACUGGUAAGGUAAUUGGUGAAAUAAAUGGUUCUAAAGAUUUGAUUCACAAUGUUGAUGACAUGCAGGUUGAACAAGUGGCUGGGCCUAAAGAAAAGGAUGAAAGCAACAAAGAGAGAGAUAAGCAAGCAGCUUCUUCAUCCGAGUGGAUCCCAAAGCAUGAACUUGCAAGAAGGGCAAGAAAGGAGAAGGUAAGUCGUGAACCUACUGAUGAAGAAAUCUUACGUGCUCCUUUUCCUCACAGGCUUAUGAGUUCCAAAAAGAUUCAACAAGCCAAGGAAAUAUUGGAAACCUUCAGAAAAGUGCAAGUCAAUAUUCCUCUCUUGGAUGCAAUCAAGCAAAUUCCGAGUUAUGCAAAGUUUUUGAAGGACCUUUGCACCAACAAGAGGAGAUUCCAAGAUCAUGAAACGGUUGCACUAACGGAAGAAGCUUCUGCUGUUUUGCAAAGGAAGCUCCCUCCCAAAUUAAAAGAUCCAGGAAGUUUUACAAUUCCUUGCAUUAUUGGAGAUAAAUUGUUUGACAAAGCUUUACUUGAUUUAGGUGCUUCAAUUAAUCUGAUGCCUUAUUCUGUUUUUGAAGCCCUUAACUUAGGUGAUCUUAAACCAACUUCUGUUAGCAUUCAAUUGGCGGACCGAUCAGUGAGAUAUCCAAGAGGAAUUUUGGAAGAUGUACUUGUGAAAGUAAAUGAUCUCAUUUUACCAGCUGACUUUUUGGUGCUAGAAAUGGAAGAAGCUCCUAUUCCGGGUGCGGAUCUUCCAUUGAUUCUUGGCCGCCCUUUCAUGGCCACUGCAGAUACUGUGAUCAAUGUUCGACAAGGAACAUUGACAAUGACAGUUCAAGGGGAAACAAUAAAGUUCAAAGUAUAUGAUGCCUUCAAACUCCCCAAUGAUGAACAUGAAUGUUUUCAUAUUGAUACAUUGUGUCAUAUUGUGCAAAAUACAUUUAAUAGUACUCAUUGUACAGAUUCAUUAGAAAAGGUGUUGACACAAAAUCCUCAAGUUGUUGAAAUUGUUGAUAAUGAGUUACUUGAGGCUGUGAAAUUCCUUGAUGCAUGUCCAGCCAUACCAC
Molecule: messenger RNA, 1873 nt
Organism: Prunus avium (sweet cherry)
Lineage: Eukaryota; Viridiplantae; Streptophyta; Magnoliopsida; Rosales; Rosaceae
Source: RefSeq, a predicted model, not a curated record